AUGGGGACCCUCCGCCUCCCUUCGCUGGCGCUGCUGCUUCUCCUCCAGGGAAAUGCUGCCUCGCCUCUGUCUUGUAAAGGCGAAGACAAGUUCUACAGCCAUGAGUUGCAGAGGUGCUGCUACCAGUGCCGCUCAGGAUUCACACCAAAGACCAAGUGUCCCACAGAUCACCAAAGAGACUGUGUGAAGCAGUGUGGAGAGGGUCAGUUCCUGAACUAUGACAACACGACACCCCAGUGUGAGCAAUGUUUGUCCUGCAACCCAGAACGCAAUCUUGUAGAGAAGGCACCCUGCACACGCAAUUCCAGCAGGGUGUGUGAAUGUCAGCCGGGAAUGUACUGUCAGACGCCAGUCCGAAACACCUGUGCUCGAUGCUUGCCACUGACAACCUGCAAGCCCGGCUCCGGAGUCAAAAUCAGAGGCACUAAUGACCAGGAUACAGUAUGUGAAGCAUGUCCUCCUGGGACCUUCUCUGAAGAGGAUUCAAGUACUGAGACUUGCCAGCCUCACACAAUCAAUCCUGAGUUACAGCUGGUGACAGAAGGGAAAGAGAACUCCACCUGGGGGACCCUUGGAGUACACCUGUCUUUGGAGCCCAGUGUCCAGCAGGUGAUAGCCUUGGGGCCCUCGGGCAGCCCCGGCAUUCCCAGGGGUUCAGCGUCCUCCAACGUUCUGGACACGACCACCAGACAACCUGUGAAUGAAUCAAACACCAGAGGACCGCCGGAGAAGUCUUCAAGGGCAGAGGAAAAGGAUGUCACUCUCUUGGCCACGGCACUGCUCUUCACAGUUCUACUGCUGGCCGUCUUGGUGGUGCUGUGGAAGAAGAGAGCUUGCAAGAAGUGGAUUGUCCCCCACAAAGUGAACAUGUCCAACCAGGCCAAGAUUUGUGCCAUUGGAGCUCUGCUCCCUGCUGAGAAAGGCCCGGAAGAGACGGAUCUGAAGCCCCUGGAAUCCCUCACUGAAUCCUCCUGCGGCUCCCCCUUGGAAACGGAGGAAACUCCCAGCCUCGACCUUGAAGGAGCUGAACUGCUUCAGACGGAUGGCGGAGUGCUGGUGGAACCGGCCGUGAGGAGCCAUACCAGCAACUGUAUCGAAAAAAUAUACAUCAUGAGAGCCGACACCGUGAUUGUGGGGUCUGUUUCGGAAGUGCCCACUGGCAAGACCUGCUCGGCCAGAGGCGAAGAAGGGAUUUGCGGUGCCCAAGAAGAAGCUGAGGAAUCCGAGGCAGACAUGCACUAUCCCGAACAGGAAACCGAAUUCUCUCCAGGAAGUGACAUCACAACUCCCGUAGAGGAAGAGUGGGAGUUCCCCCACUCCAUCCUGGCCAACGAGAAGCCAUUGGGGAUCCAGGGGGGAAGUUCUGGAGGAGCCAGCUGA
Molecule: messenger RNA, 1380 nt
Organism: Euleptes europaea (tarantolino)
Lineage: Eukaryota; Metazoa; Chordata; Lepidosauria; Squamata; Sphaerodactylidae
Gene: TNFRSF8
Product: TNF receptor superfamily member 8
Exons: 10
Coding region: 1-1380 (459 amino acids)
Molecular function (GO): protein binding
Source: RefSeq, a predicted model, not a curated record